Messenger RNA from Cinara cedri, 2328 nucleotides. Lineage: Eukaryota; Metazoa; Arthropoda; Insecta; Hemiptera; Aphididae. The record is from the annotation of a GenBank genome assembly.
CGUGUGUGGGAACGUCGCGGUCCCGGGUUCCCACGGGCCGCGCGCCUAUAUAACGCCCCACCCGGCGCCCGGCACACCGCAUUCCGACACCGUACGCCGGCACGCACACGUCUCUCCGUACGCCGCACAACCGUUCGCGCGCUCUCUCACUCGCUCUCUCUCUCUCUCUCCGCCGAUCGGCCAGCCAGCAACAGCUCCGCGUUCGCCGCCUUCAGUGUUCAGUACACGCUCUCCGCCGUAGCACGCGCGCACACGUCCUGACCGAUAAUUCCGUUGUUGUUUAUCGUUCGCACGUCGUCAACGCCACACGGCCGUCUUCGUCAUGUCUUCCGUCGCCACUGAAAUGCAGCAACCCGUCUCCAGGACUUAUCAAUACAGAAAGGUAAAUACAAUCGUGUUGGAUUAAUUUUCUCUUUCUCCCCCCCCCCCCCCNCCCCCCCCGGAGACUUGAACGCGAAAAAUUAAAUUUUUUUUUUUUUUUAAAUUUACUUAUUUAUCUCUACGCGCUUUUCGAUUUAAAAUAUUACAUUCUUUUAUCGCGGUAAUUUCGAUGUUUUCGGUUAUUUUUAGUUUUAACGGUUUAAAAAAAAAUUAAUAAGCCUCGUUAUUCAUUUUUUUUUUUUUUUUCAUGAUAGUAUUGCGUAAAAAUAUUAAAAACGACGCCAAAGUCCGUUAUUUUAAAAUUAAAAUAAAAAAAAAUAAUAAUAACAAUCGCCUAUUUGUCGCCUGCAACGGCGCGCUCAGGCAACAAAACGCGCAACGGAAAACCGAUCGAAUCGCUAACAAUUAAUAAUAUUUAUUAUACACGCGCGAAAAUCUUCGAGUUUUACUAACGGACCAUUUUUUUUUUCUUUCUCCAGGUUAUGAAACCAAUGUUGGAACGCAAACGCCGGGCCCGGAUCAACAGAUGCCUGGACGAGCUCAAAGAACUGAUGGUGGUCGCCCUUCAGUCCGAGGGCGAGAACGUCAGCAAACUGGAAAAAGCCGACAUACUCGAACUGACUGUCAGACACUUGCACAAGCUGCGCAGGCAACAGCGGCUGUCCGGCAACCCGGUCACCGAAAUGGACCGUUUUCGCGCCGGUUACACGCGCUGCGCGUCCGAGGUCUCCCGGUGCCUGGCCGCUACCCCCGGCCUGGACGUCACGCUGGGCGCCAACCUGAUGACCCACCUUGGCCACAGACUCAACUCGAUCCAACCGUCCGGCGGUAUCGUUGCCGCGGCCCCGGCCGCGUCGCCGUCACCGUCCGCGCCGCUGACGCUCAACACCGAUUCGUCGUCGUCGGCGGCGUCCUGUUCGUCGUCCUCGUCGGCGUCCUCGUCCUGUUCGUCGCCGCCGCCUCCACCGUCGCCGACCGGCAGCACCGCGUCGUCGUCGUAUCCGAUGCCCUUGACGCCCAACUCGAUGGCCAGCGUCGGUUGCGGCUCGGACGCCGGUAACCACCACGGUCUCCUGCGAGUCGUCGACAUGUCGCUAAAAAGCGCCACCUCUCAUCAAUCCGUAUGGCGGCCUUGGUAAACACAAACGGUCAACGCCGCCGGUGCCGCGCACAAAAUAUAUUACCACUGAUAAUGAUUAUGUUACACAUUCAAUAUUUGGUCUCCCGAUUUUCGUUAUCAUUUUUUUUUGUUUUUAAGCUAUUAUUAUUAUUAUUAUUAUUAUUAUUAUUAUUAUUAUUAUUGUCCGAUAAAACGCAAAUCAAACUGUCCGGGGGACCGAAGCACAAAAGUCGAUUAAAAAUAUUUAAUAUUAUAUUAUAUUAUAUUAUUUGUUAAUAUUUUAUAUGAGAUCAAUUUUAAGGCAUUUUUUUAUUCGCACGCGUUCGUUUAUUUUGUAUAAUGUAUCGACAGUACGAAUAUUUAUAAACAUGUUUAAUUUUUUAUUAUUAUUAUUAUUAUUAUUAUUGAUUUUUUUAAAAUCAUCCUGUGAUACCGCGUUUAGAUAUAUUUUUUAGAAUACCCAUAUUAUACUCGUAACUGCGUAAAAGGAAAAUAAUGGUAUGAUUAUUGUUUUAACGUGUCCUCGUGAGAUUACGUAAACGGGUGGACAUCCUACCCCGUCGCGCGUACGUACAACGUAUAACGUUGCGUAUUAUUUAUUUGGAAAUCACUAUUAUUUUAUAUAUAUAUAUUUUGUAACAUAUAAUUUAAAAAAAUAGUAUAUUAUACUGUACGUACUGCUUAAUGAUAAUGUUGUAUAACAAUGUAUGUAUAUGUUCGUAGACUGUGAUAUAUAAUAAUAUAUUUGUAUUGUAAUACGUAAAAAAAAAAAAAAAAUAUAUAUAUAUAUAAAUAUUAGUAAAAAUACUAUGAUUGUUUUACGUAUA